This is a messenger RNA of Brienomyrus brachyistius, 5356 nucleotides long. It is a transcript of the gene stard8, whose product is annotated as StAR-related lipid transfer (START) domain containing 8. Gene Ontology annotation, molecular function: GTPase activator activity; lipid binding; protein binding. The transcript has 14 exons. Lineage: Eukaryota; Metazoa; Chordata; Actinopteri; Osteoglossiformes; Mormyridae. The coding region runs from base 435 to 3566 and encodes 1043 amino acids. Gene Ontology annotation, biological process: regulation of Rho protein signal transduction; actin cytoskeleton organization; signal transduction. The record is from RefSeq and is a predicted model, not a curated record.
UUUCUGAAAUAUAGAUUUAAAAUUGUUAACAUAAGACAUUGUUUUUUAAUGUUAUGCUAUGUCGUUUGGCUCUCUAGUUUGAGGAAACUUCUGACACACCCCUUUCUUGGGUAUGUAAGCGGUUCAGCCUCAUUGGAGGAGAUGAGGGGGUAAUUUAGGAGGGACAUUUGUUCAUAAGGAACCAGAGGGUUUCCGGUAUGAAGGGGGUUAAGAAGGGCAAAUGUUACAAGGAAGGUACAGUUUUUUGUUGGACUAAAAAAUAAAUUUAAAUCCUUUACUGGCAGCCUUACUCCCAAUUGAGGGCUUUUCUCUGGUCAUCCUUGGAAAUAUUCCUUUUGGAUUUAUUUGCGACACUUAUAGGGCUUUACGGAUAUAUAUGGAAUCUGAAGUUUUGAACUUCUUAUUUUGGUCUAGGCUCCCAUGCCUCGUUUUCAAUGACCAGUUAUAAAAAGGCUAAAAUUCUGCUUCACAGAAAUGAACUUGAAGCCGCAGAGGCAUGCAGCUGGCUACGGGCGGCUGGCUUUCCACAAUAUGCACAGCUGUAUGAAGGUGGCCAGUUUCCAAUUGACAUCACAGCUGUUAAAAAUGAUCAUGAUUUUUUGGAUGAAGAUUCACUGAAAUCAUUAUGCAGGAGACUGAAAGCUCUGAACAACUGCGCCUCUUUGAGGCUCGAAGUGCAUUUUCAGCCCAAGCAGAGCGAGGACUCAGAGGAUGAUGAUCUCUGUGCAAUAAGUGAUCGGUGGGCAUUUCAGCGGGACAGUAAAAGAUGGUCUAGGUUAAAUACUCUCACGCCACCAAUGACCCCAAAAAUGGGUGUUUCCUCAGCUACUGAGAGGACUUCAGCAAGCUCUGAGAGUAUCUUGAGUGACUUUAGUGACCUUGACACCACCUCAGUCCAGAGCAACAGUAGUCUGAGUAGCAGUACUAGAGGGACAUCUUCCAGUCAGGUGACCAUGACCAAACAACUGACCUCCUCAGACUCCCCUGACAGGUCAACCCACAGCAAUCAAGCAGACAGUUCUUCAAAAGGCCAGUUGUUUGUCGAAGACAAGACGAAGAGGUGCUCCAGAAACAUUUUGAAGAGAAUAGACUCAUUCCGGAAGAAGAAUAAAGAAAGGGAGAAAAUGAUUGUGAAGGAUAAAGAUGUGAAACAAGAGCUUCCGCAAGCUGCUGUUAGUUUGCAUUGUACCCAGACUUUGCCUGGUUUGAAACAAACCUUUCGCGAGAAAAGCAACUUAGAGGACUACAGAAAGGCUUAUACAAUUUGUAGGUCCACUGCAAGACGAUCCUUUACAGAUGAGAGAAUUAAACCAAAAUAUAAGGGAUUCUAUUUGGAGGAUUAUGAGAUGUACCUAAAGGUAGCAAAUUGGACAAAGCACUCAAGCAAACUUGGGAAUAGACAAGAGAGUUGUUUGGUUCAUCUUCCAACUGGCCACAAACCAGGCACCUUUCCCAAGUCACUUUCUAUUGAAAGCUUGUGUCCUGAACAUCAUGACGACUCAAAUGGGUGGCAAAUGGACAACACAGAUAUCUCCAUGGCUAGCACUAGUGAGUCCCAGGACUUUGCAGGGUUUCAACCGAGGAGAAAUUCCUGUACCUCUGUAGGGAGUGUAUAUGAUAAUGUGCCAGAGGCAACAGAAAGUAUUGAAGGCCUUAACUUGGGAGGAGACCAAGUUUUCCAACACCUGGAUGAUAUCCUUGAGCAUGUUCAUGGCCUUCAGCAAAGCAUAGACAUGUGGUCGAGGAGAAUCUGUCUAGACCUGGAAGACAGCGAGCUGGAUGGAAAAUCUGAGGAGCAAGUAGAAAUCGCAUAUCCUUCAAGCCUGCAUUUUGAAGAGCAAUCCAUGUCCGACAUUGGCACAGCAGCAAGUGAUUAUGGCAGUACAGGAAAUUCGCUGAAUGACACGGAGGAUAUUGACAUGAGAGAACGACGAGAUUCUGGAGUGGGUGCCUCUUUAACCAGACCCAGCAGGAAACUGAGGUGGCACAGUUUUCAAAACUCCCAUAGACCGAGCCUGAACUCGGCAUCGCUGGAAAUAAAUCGGCAGUCAGCUGCGCAGCUCAAUCUCCUGCAAAAAUUCUCCUUGCUGAGACUGACAGCAAUUAUGGAGAAAUACUGUGUGGGUAGUAAACUUGCCUGGAGCUGGACUAUUCCGAAGUUUAUGAGGAGGAGCAAGAUUCCAGACUACAGGGACAAAAACGUCUUUGGUGUUCCACCCAUCCUCAAUGUUCAGCGGAGUGGCCAACCGCUGCCUCAGAGCAUUCAGCAGGCCAUGCGCUACCUGCGCAGUCGAUGCUUGGACCAGAUUGGCAUUUUCCGCAAGUCUGGUGUGAAGACCCGGAUCCAUGCUCUGAGACAGCUGAAUGAAAAUUCCCCGGAUCAUGUGAGCUACGAGGGCCAGUUAGCCUAUGAUGUGGCUGACAUGUUGAAGCAGUACUUCAGAGACCUCCCAGAACCUGUCUUUACCAGCAAGCUAACAGAAGCAUUCCUACAAAUUUACCAGUAUGUCCCUAAGGACCAGUGUUUGCAAGCGGCUCAGGCUGCGGUCAUCCUGUUGCCGGAUGAAAACCGGGAAGUGCUCCAGACCCUGCUGUACUUCCUCAGCGACAUCGCCUCUGCUCAAGGCAACCAGAUGACGGCCGGCAACCUGGCUGUGUGCCUGGCCCCCUCUGUCUUUCACCUUAACAUCUCAAAGAGAGAAGGGAAUUCACCCAGGGUGAAGCACAGGAGAGGUGUUGGCAGCAAACCGGAUCAAAGGGAUUUAAAUGAGAACAUGUCUGCUACUGAAGCACUUAGCCACAUGAUUGUGGAAUGUAAGAAGCUCUUCCAGAUUCCACAGGAUAUGAUGCUGCAGUCUCAGAACUCUUAUCUUGCUGCCGACGCUCAGCCUCUUCCCCUCCACGGCAUGGGCAUCAAUCUGAAGGGGGAGCCUGCAGAUUACAGGGCCUAUCUGGAGGACAGUAUUCAGUGCCUGCAACGGGAGAUGACAGAAAAGAGCAAAAAAUGGCAUGUCAAACCCGCCCCUGAGAACACUGAGCUGUCGUACCGGAAGGUUGGAAACGGCCACCCUUUUCGCCUAUGGAAGGUAUCCACAGAGGUUGAGGCUCCACCCACUACUGUGUUGCACAGAAUUUUGCGGGAGCGCCAUCUAUGGGAUGACGACUUAUUGCAUAGCCGCGUGGUUGAGGCACUUGAGGACAACACAGAGGUGUUUCAGUACGUGACUGACAGCAUGGCACCUCACCCUCGAAGGGAUUUCGUUGUAUUGAGAAGGUGGCACACAGACCCAGUGCAGGGGUUCUGCCUCUUGGUGUCCUCCUCUGUGGACCACAACAAAGGACCUCUGGAGGUUGGCCUUCGGGCUGUGCUGCUCACCUCUCGCUGGCUAAUUGAGCCAUGUGGAGCAGGACGUUCAAGGCUGACCCACUACUGCAGGGCUGACCUUAGAGGACGUUCCCCAGAAUGGUACAACAAAGUUUUUGGCUAUCUUUGUGCUGUAGAGGUUGCCAAGAUCCGAGACUCUUUUCCUGUCUUUACAAUUCGAGGACCAGAGACAAAACUGUGAUAGAGAUAUUUUCACUGUAAUUAGGGAUCAAAGUAGCGUUAGCUGUUGGAUCCCUGUUGUUUUUUUGUUUUUUAAAUGCAUUUGUAUUAAGGGCAGCAUAAUUCUACUGAAUAGCCUGAAUAUCCAUCCAUUUUCAGUAGCUGCUUGUCCUGUUCAGGGUUGCGGGGGUCCAGAGCCUAUCCUGGAGGCUAUGGGCACAAGAUAGGGAAUAACCCAGGAUGGGGCACCAACCCAUUGCAGGGCACACUCGCGCACCAUUAACUCACACACUAUUCACUAACACGCCAAUCACUAACACACCAUUCGCUCACACAUUCACUGAAUAGUUUGAAUAAUGCAUUUCAUUUAUUUAGCAGAUACUUUAGUCCCAAGCAGCUUGCACUGUCCCGAAUAAUAUAAUAUCUGCCUGUUAACAGAACAGAAACAGCAGUAAAAUACUAAAAUUGUUUUAGAAAGAGGAAAGUCGAAGGACCGUCUUUAUUCAUGACAUAGUCCACAGUGAUUUUCUGAAGCUUCUGGGUGAUUAGUGAGACACUGUCUGGUUUGAAAAGUGCGUUUACAGACAGCAAGGUACACUGCAGAGAAAUAUUUGCUUUAAUAACAUUGUUAUCUGCUUCCUGAAAAGCUGUUUUUAUGAGUAUGAUAGCUAAACAGAUGUGUAAGACCAUAGUUCUCUUUUAAUUUAAGAAUAUGCCACCAGCAUAUUCAUAUAUUGUCAUUUUCAAAUAUAUACGAGAUCCAUGCGAAGAUGCCGUACAGUCAGUAGAAUAACUCAAGAAAUUGUAAAUUGAGUUGUACAAUUCGUACUACGCUUUAUGUCAGUUGAGUAGAAGUAUCCCUCCGAAAUAUACAUUAUAUAGAGAUUUCUGGAUGCCUCAUUUUUUGUUACUUCCUUUUCUGAGGGGCUGCUGAGAAUGAUUUUUAAAGUGGUGUUAGAAAUACGAACCUCAUCUUACUGCAGGAUGUUUUACUGAACGCAGCAGUUUUGUGGGAAAUCUCACCUCAGCAGAGUAAACGAUUUUUUUGAAAAAAGCAAAGCUUUUAUGCAACCUUGACAGCAGCACACGUGUAAUUCUGUAUAUGUAUAUAUUUAUUUUUCUGCUAAGUGUCUGCAAGUUCUAUUGCAUCUCACUGAUUAGCGUUAUUUAUGCUUUUAGUCCAAACAGUUCGUGAAAGGGGCUGCCUCACAAACGUGUGACAGGUAGACAUUUUUCAGCAAAGAUUUAUAUUUCAAAUUCUGGGGCAUUAAACAUGAUAAAUACUUUUUAAGUUGUCAUUGUCCAUAUAAUGUGAAAUUGUGCAAUGUGUUUUUUUUUAUGUAUGCCAAAGAUUUUGUUUGAGAAAAAAAAAAUGAGUGCCACAUUUUCAUUCUUUGUUUUCUUAUUUCCUCUUUUAAAGAAUGUUUGUUUCCUCAUCAGGUAUUGCGAUAUAUAUACCACCUGUGUUUUUGGAACUCUAAUCUGAAUUUUCGAUACAGCUGUAUUAAUCAGAUAAUUUUUAUUAAAAUCUAAAAACGGCUGUAUUAUUUCUGUACACACCUAAUAAAUGAGGGUUCACGAUUAAACCUUAUGUAUAUUAUUUUCAUACUGAACAGUUUAUGUAUAAACUAUUUUUAAUAAUAUUGUACUUAUGAAGCACAAUGCAUUUUCCGAGAUUCGUGUUUAUUGUAUUUAUGUAUGUAAUUUACAUUGUCAUUUUUCAUUUAAUUACUUCCUAAUUGUAUUGCUUAAUCUUCAUGAAAUUUAAUAAAGAUUUUAUUGAAAAUGAAAAAGCAAAUGAAAAUGUAAGUU